GUUGUGAUUAUAUGCUCUCCAUGGAAACCAUCUGAAAUUGACUAGAGUGACAUUUCACAAUUAAUAUCGAUCAUUCUUUUUUGCUCAUUUUGCUUUCUAUUGGCCAGACAGUUCUACUUACCUGGGGGACUAUCCUGUCAAAAAAAAACUGUUUAGUGAAUAGUUUAAACAAGAUCCAAUUGAUGGGAACAACUUGGACAUGAAUGCUGUGUGCUAGCAGAGAUGGUGUAAUGCAUUAUGGCGUUGAUUUACUGGAGGAGAUUGACGAACUGAUUCAAGAUGACCCCCUAAGAGAUAUGACUACUGAAAAGACAAAUCACAGGUACAGAUUUAGGAGACAAGAAACAGAAGAUUUAGAAGAAAUUAAACUAGAGCCGAUUAUCAAUCACACAUCGAACCUGGAAGAAAAGGGUAAGAUGAAAGAAGUUAGAAAGCUCAAGAGGCUGAGUGAAGUGGAAUCGAACGCGUCUGAUGACGACUUGGACGCCGUAAUUGACGAAAUUUUGAAAGAUGAAACCAUAAAUAUCCCUAUUCCACAGGAAACUAAACUUCCAGCUAAAAAACAGGAUAUUUCCAAAUCAUCGUGGCAUCAAAGUAUCCCUAAGGAAACGGAACAACAACCAGUGACGCAG
Molecule: messenger RNA, 632 nt
Organism: Limulus polyphemus (Atlantic horseshoe crab)
Lineage: Eukaryota; Metazoa; Arthropoda; Merostomata; Xiphosura; Limulidae
Exons: 3
Source: RefSeq, a predicted model, not a curated record